This is a messenger RNA of Exophiala spinifera, 1794 nucleotides long. RefSeq lists its product as uncharacterized. NCBI's taxonomy places the organism in Eukaryota, Fungi, Ascomycota, Eurotiomycetes, Chaetothyriales, Herpotrichiellaceae. The record is from RefSeq and is a predicted model, not a curated record. The coding region runs from base 1 to 1794 and encodes 597 amino acids. The transcript has a single exon.
AUGGAUUACACCGGGUUUAACCAGCAUGCCGCACAGUUUUCUCAAAUGGGAAAUAUCUACAAUCCAGAAAACCCACAGUCAUUCCCUUCUUCCGGUGGCAACCCUGGGUUCAACAUUCUGCCAUCGAACGGCAUGACACCCGGCUACAAUGAGCCUCCCAACUUUGUUCUCCAGCCUAUGCCCACAAAGAUGGCAGGUGGAUAUAUUUAUAGUCCAGGUUUUCCCGCUGCAGACCUUUCCGCCAACAACCUCGGAGAGUUUCAGACAGCAUACAACCAAAAUGAGGGAUUUGUCGGCCAGGCAGACGCCAUGAUGACACUUACCCAGCAUAUUGCGAUGUUGGAACAAGACAACGCCAAUCUCAGGGCAGCGACUGAUCGGCUGUUGAGAGAAGGCCGAACCAUGUCACAGAGAUAUGCUCAAAUGAGGAACUUUUUUGCCUUUGAGGUUACAGACAACGGGGUUCAGGCAGUCAACAUCCAGAAUCUCCACCCACAGCGCAACGCUACAAUAUUGAGAAGGUGUGACUUUCUCGUUGCGCACUACCAGGGUCUCCGAGCCAGCAUCGAUAUCAACACCAAUAGAAAUAGAGCCUUCCACAGCCAUGGUCUCCGCAGGAGCUCCGAAGUUGAGUCUCGGCAGCAAAAUGUUCAUGGGCAGUACCGACAGUCGGUCGAGAUUGUUGAUCUUACAGGUGGCGAUGACAAUGGGGUUCCUCGGGACCACAUUAACGAUGCCCUAUGUUUUGCAGGAGCCCGUCUGCCUGGAGAACAACCUGCUGUGCAAGCAAGCCUAGCUCUCGCACCUAAAGAAAUCGACAGUGGUCACCGUCGUCACCGUCGUCCUCGCAGUCAAUCAAGGACACGCCCAGAUGCAUCUUCGGCAGCAAGCUCGACAGAUACCACAGCAGCUCCUCUUAUCACAGCUACUCCCGAGUCAAGUCCACCGCAAGUAUCCGAUGACAAUUCCUUGUCGCAGCCUCCUAAGAAGCGACUCACCACAGCAGAGUUUUGGGCCAAGACUGAACGAUGGCAAGGACCUGUGGCCAAUCUCCAUCUUGCUAAGGCUUUGGGCAUGAAGCCUAGCCCUCAAUAUGCCCAAGAGAUCUCCAAUCGGCGUGAGAGGGAAACCUUCGACCUCAGUUUGCGCAAGGCGGAGAAAAAGAAGAAAGACUCUCGCCGGGACAAUGCGGCACGUAAAAGAACAGUUGCUCAUCACAAGGGGCUGGUAGCGAAGACAAACAACAAAGACGACGCAGUAGUCAAAGGCAAAAUGCCAGAAAGAGGUGUAUCGGAACGGAAUUCCACUGGAAGUCGCGUCGUCGCUCAACCAGGCGACCAGACCGGUGCCGGGACUGAUGAGGACUCGGAUGCGUUAGAAGCAUGCUUCGAGGAAUAUUUCCUUGAGGAGGAUGGUGCCGACGUUGAAGAUAAUCUGGAAAACGAAGCAGUUGAUCAGCGUUCGACUGGCCGCAAUGACGACACGUGGGACAUUAGUACUGCCGCGUCAAGUUUUCAGGAUGCUGGAACACUCGAUACUCGCGCAUUUGAAGACUCAUCUGACGAUCAAGUGGCUCAGGAUAGCAUGGAGGCUCCACACGAAGCACAUGACGAGAAUCGAGGAGAAUCUCGUUUGAUUCAACAGGACAACAGAACCGAUGAAUGCGACAGAAAUUCUACCCGUUCGAUAUCACCACUUGUAGUCGAGGAUGGGGAUGGACGACCACUUUCACAAUACCAGGGGCCGGCUACCCUUCAGGAAGAGGCCGAUGAUGGUCUGGACUAUCUUUUUUGA